CGCUCCCGCUGAUCUCACUGACCGCAGGAUCGCUCCUACCGCUGAAGUUAUUACACCCCACCUUAUGGCUCACUACCAUAUGUGAUCCUGCUCUCCUCAAAUCUAGUUAGUUUAAACGGUUCAAUGCAAUCUUAACCUAACUUGCUGAUCUGUAGUCCUGGUGACUUCCUCUACACUGAAAUGGACCUGUAACUUCAGCGAGGUUCUCCUCAGUAGCCGGCGAGAGAGCUCCCUGGUCCACUGCCAUGGCAGUCUCCGAACUGUACUCAAAGUCGGCCCGGGUCUGGCUCCCUGACCCCGAGGAGGUGUGGAGGUCCGCGGAGCUCACCAGAGCCUUCACCCCCGGAGACCAAGUCCUAUCACUACGACUGGAGGACGGCUCGGUGUUGGAACACAGAAUUGACCUAAAAAGCAACAGAUUACCACCCCUGAGAAACCCUAACCUCCUGGUGGGGGAGAAUGACCUGACAGCGCUGAGCUACCUCCACGAACCGGCCGUCCUGCACAACCUCAAAGUGCGCUUCACAGACUCCAAGCUCAUUUACACAUAUUGUGGCAUCGUGCUGGUGGCCAUCAACCCGUACAGCAGCCUGCCCAUCUACGAGGCGGACAUCAUCCAUGCCUACAGCGGGCAGACCCUGGGCGACAUGGACCCCCACAUAUUUGCCGUGGCCGAGGAGGCAUACAAAAACAUGGCCAGGGACGAGAGGAACCAGUCUGUGAUCGUCAGCGGGGAGUCUGGGGCCGGGAAGACCGUCUCGGCCAAGUACGUGAUGCGGUACUUUGCCACGGUCAGCCGCUCCUCGGUGCAGGCCAAUGUGGAGGAUAAGGUGCUGGCCUCCAAUCCCAUCAUGGAGGCCAUCGGGAAUGCGAAGACGACCCGGAACGACAACAGCAGCCGGUUUGGAAAGUACAUUGAGAUAGGCUUUGACAAGAAGAACCGCAUCAUCGGGGCGAUGAUGAAGACCUACCUUCUGGAGAAAUCGAGAGUGGUGUUCCAGCCUCUUGGAGAAAGGAACUACCAUAUAUUGUAUCAGCUGUGUGCCUCCUCUCACCUGCCAGAGUUCAAAGAUUUCAAGUUAAGCUGUGCUGAUGACUACCUCUGCACCAACCAAGGCCAGUGCCUGGCUAUAGAGGGCGUGGAUGAUGCUGGAGAUAUGUCUGAAACUAGGAGAGCCUUAACGUUGCUAGGAUUCAGUGAUAGUGACCAAAUGUCACUUUUCCGAAUCCUUGCUGCCAUUCUUCACUUCAGCAACGUAGAAGUGAAGGCUCAGUCAGCAGACAGCAGCAGCAUCACGCCAGACCAACACCACCUGGCUAUGUUCUGUGAGCUGAUGGGGGUGGCCUACCAGGACAUGGCCUACUGGUUAUGCCACAGGAAGCUCAGGACGGCCACAGAAACCUUUGUCAAGACUCUCUCCAAGGUGUCCGCGGUCAACGGGCGAGAUGCCCUAGCCAAGCACAUCUACGCCAAGCUGUUUGGCUGGAUCGUAGACAGCAUCAACCGGACCUUGAAGUUUGCCGCCACCCGUCGCUGCUUCAUUGGCAUUCUGGACAUCUACGGAUUUGAAACAUUUGAUGUCAACAGUUUUGAACAGUUUUGCAUCAAUUAUGCCAAUGAGAAACUCCAGCAGCAGUUCAACCUGCACGUCUUCAAGCUGGAGCAGGAGGAGUACAUGAAGGAGGAGAUCCCCUGGUCCCUCAUCGACUUCUCAGACAACGAGCCCUGCAUCCGCCUGAUCGAGGCCAGGAUGGGCGUCCUGGACCUACUGGACGAGGAGUGCAGGAUGCCCAAAGGCUCUGAUGACACGUGGGUCCAGAAACUGUAUGCCACCCUCCUGAAACAGAACGAUCAUUUUGACAAGCCCAGACUGUCCAACACAGCUUUUAUCAUCCACCACUUUGCAGACAAGGUGGAGUACCAGUGUGAUGGCUUCCUGGAGAAGAACAAGGACACUGUCAAUGAGGAGCAUAUAAAUGUUCUGAAAAUGAGCAAGUUUGAUUUGCUAGUGAUGCUUUUGGAAGAGCAAGAGACAGACACAAACAGCACCAGUUCCACAUCGAAGAGGUGCCGUCAAGGUCCGGCUAGUAAAGUUCACAAGAAGACUGUUGGACUGCAGUUUCGUCAGUCACUCACCCUGCUGAUGGACAUGCUGAACGCUACAACUCCUCACUAUGUGCGCUGCAUCAAACCCAACAACCAAAAAGCCCCGUUCACACUGGAGCCCAUGAGGACAGUGCAGCAGCUCAGGUCCUGUGGAGUUCUGGAGACCAUCCGGAUCUCCGCUGCAGGCUACCCCUCCAGAUGGACCUACCAGGAGUUCUUCAAGCGGUACGGGGUCCUGGUGAGGCAGAAGGACGUGCAGACCGACUUCAAUCAGACCUGUAAGACAGCCCUUGAGAAACUGAUUGAGGAUAGAGACAAGUAUCAAUUCGGCAGAACCAAGAUCUUCUUCCGUGCGGGCCAGGUGGCCUACCUGGAGGACCUGCGGUCGGAGAAGCUGCGCCUGGCGUGCGUCAGCAUCCAGAAGACCCUGCGCUGCUGGCUGGCCCGCAAGAAGUUCCUGAGGAUGAGGAGAUCUGCAGUGGUGCUCCAGAAACACGUCCGUGCCCAACAGGCAUGCCGUUUUGUCCGGUUGUUGCGCUGGACGAAUGCAGCCGUGGUGAUCCAGAAGAACGUCAGGAUGUGGGCGGGCAGGAGAGCCUAUCAGAGGGAGCGGUCUGCUGCUGUCACCAUCCAGGGCUGCUUCAGGGCCUACAAGGCCCGACAGAGCUACUAUAAGCUGCUUUACGAGCAGAAGACGGUGGUGAUCCAGAGCUGGGUGCGGGGCUGGCUGGCCCGGAGACGCCACCAGCGUUACCUGGCGGCCGUGGUCCUUCUGCAGAGCUGCGUGCGGCGCCUGGGGGCCCGGCGGGAGCUGAAGAGGCUGAGGGCCGAGGCCCGCUCGGUGGAGCACUUCAAGAAGCUCAACGUGGGCAUGGAGAACAAGAUCAUGCAGCUGCAGCGCAGGAUCGACCAGCAGCAAAAGGAACACAGAGAAGCUAGUGUGAGGCAGAGCGCCCUGGAGAAGACCCAGGCAGCGGAGCAGAAGAGGCUGAGGGGAGCAGAGCUGGACGCCCUGACCAAGGCACACAGGAUCCCCUCGCUGCUGGAGCAGCUGGCCUCCCUCCACCGGGAGCUGGACGCUGUGGGCAGGGAGAAGGAGGAGCAGGCCAGGGCCCACCAGGAGCACACACUCAAGAUGGAGUCUGAUCUAAUCGAAAAGAUGAACAUGUGGAACAAGGAGAGGGAAGAGCUGAACAGGUUAAUUCAAGACCAGGCGAGGCAGACAUCAGAGAGCCAAGCGGCUCUAGAGACCAACAGGCAGCUGGAGAAGGAGCUGUUGGAGGAGCGCGCCCACUACCAGAGCCUGCUGAGUGAACACCUGCAGCUGGAGGAACGCCAUGGAGACCUCCAGGACAAGAUGAACCGCAGCAGCGCGGACGCCGCGUCGAGCCACAGGAGGAGCGACUCCCUCCAGAGCAGCAGCUCCUCGGAGGGAACACAGGGCUCGGGCUACACGGACGGGCGGGACAGCCCCGCACACAGAGAGGAUGUGACCCGGGCUGCGGUGGACAUGCCGGUGCUGCUGAAGCUCCAGAGGAAGGUGAAGGAGCUGGAGGAGGAGAAGCGCUCUCUGUUUGGUCAGCUCAACCGAAGGGAGGAGGCGGAGCAGGAGAAGUCCAAGGAGAUGGAGGAUCAGAAGACGGUCAACAGAGCUGAACUGGACACAGAGGCUCUCAAGCGCCAGGAGCUCGAGUCGGAGAACAAGCGUCUGAAGCAGGACCUGGGCUCGCUGCGGAAGUCCCUGACAGACGACAGCGGCCCGCUGGCGCCGCCAAAGCCGGGCUCCAUGCCCUACAACGUCCUCCUGGAGCAGCUGGACUGCAGCAAUGAGGAGCUGGAGAUGAGGAAGGAGGAGGUGCUGCUCCUCAGGUCCCACAUGGUCCGGCAGACCGCCUUCAAACACAAGGACUCCCUGACUGACGGUCAGUCUCUGAAGCAGAGUCUAAACCAGAUCUCCUUGCUGCAGGGCAGUGACGGAUCGUCCAAGCUGCACACGCUGAACGAGGAUGGGGAGCUGUGGUUGGCCUACGAGGGCCUGAAAGAGACCAACAGGGUCCUAGAGGGGCUGCUCCAGGACCAGGGCCGCGCCCACCAGCAGGAGGUCCAGGAGGUACGCCGGGAGCUCCUCGGGGUGAGGGAGGAGAGUGGGCGGCAGCAGCAGCUCCUGGCCCAGAGUCUCCUGCUGCCCAAGGAGGCGCAGGUGGAGGCCUGCCUCCAGCACGAGAUCACGCGGCUGGCUAACGAGAACCUGGAUCUCAUGGAACGUCAAGAAGGCCAAGAUAAAACCGUGCGCGUCCUGAAACAGCAGCUUAAGAGCUACGCUGAACGGCUCGAAGAGUUUGAAGCCUGCGCCCGGAGACAGAGCACCGUGUCACAGAUCGGCAUUCCGGUCAACAUCACACGCAAGGAGAAGGUAUUCCAGGGAAUGCUGGAGUAUAAGGAAGGAGACGAGAGCAUGCUGCUGAAGAAUCUGGUCAUUGAUCUGACACCCCGCAGUGUGGCAGUCAGCUCCCUGCCCUGGUUGCCAGCGUACAUCAUCUUCAUGUGCAUACGCUAUGCGGACCACAUCAACGACGAGGAGCGAGUCAGCACCCUGCUCAACUCCACCAUCAUCAGCAUCAAAGGGGUCAUUAAGAGAAGAGGGAAGGACUUUGAGACAGUGUCUUUCUGGCUGGCCAACGCCGGUCGCUUCCUGCACUGUCUGAGGCAGUACAGUGGAGACGAGGACUUCACCAAGCACAACACGCCCAGGCAGAACGAGCACUGCCUGACCAACUUUGAGCUGUCGGGCUACCAGCAGGUGUUCGGGGACCUGGUGAUUCAGAUCUACCAGCAGCUGAUCAAGUGCACACAGGACCAGCUGCUGCCCCUCAUCGUGGCUGGCAUGCUGGAGCACGAGACGGCCCAGGGUGUCCUGGGCUCCAUGCCCGCCGGCCAGAGGAAGAGGGGUGCCAGCGUGGCUGAGGAGGCUGACGCCGUCACCGUGGAGACCAUCCUGCAGCAGCUCAGCCUGUUCCACGGCGCCAUGCGGCAGCACGACAUGGACCAGGAGCUGGUCAGGCAGGCGGUCAGGCAGCUCUUCCACUUCAUCUGCGCCGUGACCCUCAACCACCUGCUGCUGCGGAAGGACAUGUGCUCCUGGGGGAAGGGCCUGCAGAUCAGGUACAAGGCGUGGCAACUGGAGGAGUGGCUGAUGGAGAAGGAGCUGUCCGACUGCGGGGCAAAGGAGGCCCUGGAGCCGCUGGUCCAGGCCGCGCAGCUCCUGCAGAUCAACAAGAAGACGCCCGCUGACGCCCAGGCCAUCUGCGCCAUGUGCAGCGCCCUCACAGCUCCCCAGAUCGUUAAAGUGCUCAAUCUGUACACGCCAGUGAUUGAGUUCGAGGAGAGGGUGUCCCCGACCUUCAUCGCCACCAUUCAGGACCUUCUGAGGGACCGCAGCGAGCCCACCACGCUGAUGAUGGACGUGAAGAGCGUCUUCCCCAUCAGCAUCCCCUUCGUCCCCUCACUGGUCGUCAUGGACGCCAUCCAGAUCCCCGCCAGCCUCCACCUAGGCUUCCUCACCCGGGUCUAACCCCCCCCCCCCCCCCCCCAUGCUCUUAUGUUAUAUUUAUAUGUUUUAUGUCUGCCUUCAUUUCACCGAUGGUUGAGAUACAGUUUUAAACCAAGGUGUCAUUCUCUUCAUUCUCUUGGUAGUCUAAUGUGAUGUGUUGCCGUAUCUAGGUUUGUUUGUGCAGGUAUCUAUGUUAGCUUGGGUGUGAAUGUGGUCCAAAAUAUUUCAUUUGUCAAUCGUAACCUUUGCUAUAUGCACUUUAUACUGUGGAAAAAGGUCUGCUAUGUAUAAAGGCUGCCCUUGGAUCCCAUGGCUGUCCUUAAUGUCUUUAUGAUACCCAAUUACUGAUUUGACAUAGAACUUCUAUACCAAAUAACUUAUUUUUCAAUUAAUUAAGGUGAAAUAUGCUAAAUAUCAAAAACAACCAAAGAGGAGGAUUUCAGUGUGUGUGCCUUGACCAAAUGAAAAGAUAGAAUUCUCUUUUUAAAAAAAAUGAGUGCAAUGUAUCCGUUUUUACAGAUUGUUUUUUAUAAUUCAAGUGGAUUGUGGUAAAAAUCA
Gadus macrocephalus (Pacific cod) is the source of this 6215-nucleotide messenger RNA. Its product is annotated as unconventional myosin-Va-like. The transcript has 40 exons. The record is from RefSeq and is a predicted model, not a curated record. Gene Ontology annotation, cellular component: actin cytoskeleton; cytoplasm; myosin complex. Bases 246 to 5678 code for a protein of 1810 amino acids. Gene Ontology annotation, biological process: actin filament organization; vesicle transport along actin filament. Gene Ontology annotation, molecular function: actin filament binding; ATP binding; microfilament motor activity. Lineage: Eukaryota; Metazoa; Chordata; Actinopteri; Gadiformes; Gadidae.